Messenger RNA from Lacerta agilis (Sand lizard), 1492 nucleotides. RefSeq names its product tribbles pseudokinase 3 (gene TRIB3). The record is from RefSeq and is a predicted model, not a curated record. The coding region runs from base 32 to 1114 and encodes 360 amino acids. Gene Ontology annotation, biological process: positive regulation of proteasomal ubiquitin-dependent protein catabolic process; regulation of MAP kinase activity; protein phosphorylation. NCBI's taxonomy places the organism in Eukaryota, Metazoa, Chordata, Lepidosauria, Squamata, Lacertidae. Gene Ontology annotation, molecular function: protein kinase activity; ATP binding; mitogen-activated protein kinase kinase binding. The transcript has 4 exons. Gene Ontology annotation, cellular component: nucleus.
AACGCCGUCGAGGCCGCCGCCGCCGCCAAAGAUGAGUCUGCUUGCGCAGGAGUGCCCUCUGGUGGUUGCAUCGCAGAAGAAGAAGCAGCGGCUGGACUUUGACGAUGCACCUGAGACCAGCAUCCCAGGACCCAAGCGCCCGCGUCUCAGCCUGCUGCCAAGCCCAAGCCCUUGCCUCCAACCCCUUGCCUCUAGCCCCCCUCCUGCCACAGACCAGGAGUCGAGGAUAUCCCAGAUUGGCCCAUAUAUCCUUCUAGAGGCCACCGAAGGCAGCCGCUGCUACAGGGCUGUGGACAGACACACGGAGGCAGAAUAUACCUGCAAGGUCUACCCAGCCAAGAGCUACCCGGAGGUGCUGGCCCCUUACGCCGCCCUUCCAGCUCAUCCCAGCAUCGCCCGUGUGGCGGAUGUGAUUGCCGGGGACCAGAACAUUUACGUCUUCUUCCAGCCCGGGAGGGACGACAUGCACAACUAUGUGCGGCGGUGCAAGCGCCUUCCCGAGCCCGAGGCUGCUGUCCUCUUCCGUCAGAUGGCCGAAGCGGUUGCCCACUGCCACCAGCACGGGGUGGUCCUCCGGGACCUCAAGCUGCGAAAAUUCGUGUUUGCUGACCGAGAAAGAUCCAAACUGCUGCUGGAGAAUCUGGAGGACUCGUGUUUGCUGAAUGGUCCCGACGACUCCUUGGUGGACAAACACGGCUGCCCGGCCUACGUGGGUCCCGAGAUCCUCAGCUCCAAGACGUCCUACUCUGGCAAGGCUGCUGACGUCUGGAGCCUGGGUGUGGUGCUCUAUACCCUCCUCGUGGGGUGCUACCCCUUCCAAGACACCAAGCCCCUGUCUCUCUUCGGCAAGAUCCGCCGCGGGCGCUUUGCCGUCCCCGAGGACCUCUCGCCCAAAGCCCGCUGCCUCAUCCGCUGCCUCCUGCGGAAGGACCCAUCUGAGAGGCUCACAGCCAGCGGGAUCCUGUUGCACCCAUGGCUGGCUCCUGGCAGCACCCCCGAGGGCUCGUGGAGCGGGCCCUCCAGAGAUCAGGGGCUGGAGCAGGUGGUCCCGGACGUGGGGGGCUUGAGGGAGGUCAAGGCCAAAGAGGAAGAGGAGGGGGGACUGUACAGCUGAGCUGCCGAGGAGAACGAGAUGGACAAAGGAGCAACAGGGUGGCUCUUGUCUUGGCCUGGCUAGCCAUGAACCAUGGAAGGGAGACCCCCCCUUUCACCCUUCAGUUCCCUCGCCAGGGUCGUGCCCCAGAAAGAAGUGUCUUCAAGCUAAGGCAACAGUCACAUUUGCCAGCAAACUGGGAGGACGGGUGCUUUGACAUCCAGGUCAGGGACGAUGGCCUCCCUCGCGUCACGGCGCACGCUUCGUGGCGCGCUCGUUCGCACGUGCCAAAGGACCGUUCUGGAACUCUUUAUCGCCACCAGCAAAACUCUCCUGCGUUGAGAAAAUGGGUGCUUCUUAGCAGCCCUGCGGGACUCUGAAACUAAGGACUGCAGCUCC